This is a messenger RNA of Penicillium nucicola, 921 nucleotides long. RefSeq lists its product as uncharacterized. The coding region runs from base 1 to 921 and encodes 306 amino acids. The record is from RefSeq and is a predicted model, not a curated record. The transcript has a single exon. NCBI's taxonomy places the organism in Eukaryota, Fungi, Ascomycota, Eurotiomycetes, Eurotiales, Aspergillaceae.
AUGGCAGACGAGGAGACAGCCGAAGACGACAAAGGCGUGGAAGAAGCAGCAGACGAAGAAGCGACUGAGGAAGCAGCAGACGAAGUGACAGCAGACGAAGCGACGACUGAAGAAGAGACAGCCGAUGAAGAAACAACCGAAGAAGAGACGGCUGAGGAAGACAAAGGCGUGGAAGAAGCAGCAGACGACGAAACAGCUGAGGAGACAGCAGACGAAGCGACGACUGAAGAAGAGACAACCGAAGAAGAAACGGCUGAAGAAGAGACAGCUGAAGAAGCGAUGACCGAUGAAGAAACAACCGAAGAAGAGACGACGGAAGAAGACAAAGGCACAGAUGAAACAGCACUUGAAGCCGGAGCCGAGGAAGCUGGGCUAGAUGAAGCCUGGCUAGACGAAGCAGAAACACUCACGGAAGAACUUCCAGGAGUGACAGUUGCGGACGAAGAGACACCGGAGCUGGAAGCAAGGUGUGAAGACGAAGCAACAAUGGUAGCAGAGCUAGAGACAGCAGGGGUACUCAAAGAAGAGGAAGCACCACUGGAGGCAGGCGAGGAAGAAGCCGGGCUGCUGGACACAGAAGAGGAAGAAGCAGAAGCACUUCCAGAGGGUGAAACAGCAGAGCUAGAAGCCGGGCUCGAGGGAGUAGAAGUACCAAGAGGGCUCGAGGAAGGUGAAACAGUGACAAUCACAGAUCCUGAGGCAGAGCUCGACGGGAUGGAGCCCGAAGAAGACGCGGUAACGAAAGUGGAUGGAGCAGGGGUAGUGGUGGGUACAAUGGACGAUCCGCCAAGAGACGAAGACAAAGACACAGACCCAGAUGGGCUCAGGACAGGAAUAGAAGUAACGACAGCAGAGCUAGUCACACCAACAGAGCUGCUGGGAGUGCUAGAAGGGGUGGCUGAGGAAGUCGGAGGCGAAUAG